Megalobrama amblycephala (Wuchang bream) is the source of this 1980-nucleotide messenger RNA. RefSeq names its product programmed cell death 7 (gene pdcd7). The transcript has 5 exons. NCBI's taxonomy places the organism in Eukaryota, Metazoa, Chordata, Actinopteri, Cypriniformes, Xenocyprididae. The coding region runs from base 114 to 1619 and encodes 501 amino acids. The record is from RefSeq and is a predicted model, not a curated record.
GCGUCCCGGCAGGAAGUUCUUUCAUCAUAACUUCCGGCUAUAUACUGUUCUCUGGACGCUCAUCAAAACAGCGCGCUUCAACACCGAAUUGCAGUUGGUUUUAGCCUGAAAUAAUGGAUAACUCUCAGCAGUUCGGUUAUAUGGGCGCUCCGCCGCCUCCCUUCAAUGCUCCUCCGUCUACAGACGGCGCGGUUUAUUCAGGAGGAGGUGCAGGACCGCCGAUGCCUCCAGCGGGACACUCAUGGAGCAUGUAUCAACACCCCCCACCGCCGGCACAACACCCCUGGCCCCAGUUUCCUCCCUUCGACCCGAGCAGACCACCUCCAGGGUCCUUUGACCCUCCUCAGCACAGCGAGAACCCGCCUCCAUCCUGGUCCCAGAACCAGUGGAAUCAACCUGAACAUCAUUUCAGGGGACAAUUCACUCCAAAUCAACACCAAUUUCCAAAUUCAGCACCAGUAUCCUAUCAGUCCAACACCAGACCUGAUAAUUCAGCUCAGAUGUACCAGAAUUACUCAUUUACCAACCAGUCCUGGCUGGAUGACAACCAAAACAACAGUCAGAUCACAUCAGUAAGAGCUUCAGAUGAGAGGCUGAGAGACGAGCAGUGGAUUCAAAGUGUCCUGCUGUCAAGAAUCAGUAAAUCCACUGAACCAAAGCAAACCGAAUCCACCCCAUCCAUCUCUCAGUUCAAAGAGAAGCUCUAUGGGACUGUUAAAAUGCUGUCUGAGUUGAAUGUCGUGUGUCAGAUGCUGAAGGAUAAUGUAGAGGAUGAAGGUGUUUGGACUGAUGCGCUCUCAAAAGCGGCAGAACUGAAGAAGAGCAUACAGGAGAGACUGGCCGAGCUGAAGGAGCCCGACUGUGUCCGCAGCAUCAAGAGGAGAUUACUGCAGAUUAACAAGAAGAGAGCAAGGAUGAGGAGAAGAAAGAUGGAACUAAAGGAGGAAAAGCUGGAAGAGGAGGCUAGACGUGCUGAACGAGAGGCGCUGGUUGAUAAAUGGCAGAUGAAACGCCUUCAAGAAGUGGAGGAGAAGAACAGAGAGAAAGAGUUGAAACUGGCCGCAGACGCCGUCCUCUCAGAGGUCCGAAAGAAACAAGCAGACGCCAAGAGAAUGCUGGACAUCCUCAAAUCACUGGAAAAACUCAGAAAACUCCGAAAAGAGGCUGCAGCCAGGAAAGGCAUGUUUCCGGGAAAAGAGAGUGAUGACAUAUUUGAGGGUCACUUGGAGCGGUUGCGGAGUCUGAUCCGUAAACGCACGGCCGUGUACGCGACAGAGGAGAAAGCUCUGAGAGUUAUGCUGGAGGGAGAGCAGGAGGAGGAACGCAAACGAGACCGCGAGAAACGACUGAAGAAAGAAAAAGAGAAGCUCUUGCAGAAGAAGCGAGAGGUGGACGCAAUGCUGUUUGGAGCUGAAUUACCACCUGAUCACCCUCUUCAACCGUUCCAUGAUUACUACACACAGGCCGAGCGCUCCCUUCCUGCGCUUAUUCAGAUAAGGAGAGAGUGGGAUCAGUUCCUGGUUUCUGUCGAACACCCUGACGGUACUUCGGUUCCUCAAGGCUGGGUUCUGCCCGACCCACCGGCCGACGACAUCUGGGCCACGGCCCUGGAGAAAUGACACUUUUGACUCCACAGACUGUUCAUUCGUCAAAACAAAAUACAUUUGGUUGGGAAAAUGUGUGGCCAGAUUAAAUGAUACUCAUUUUGGUAAAUUUGACGGAAACAUUUCAUUAUAAAAUCAAAGAAAUUAUACUUUGCACAAAGAAAAUGAAGCUUUUUUUGAGGACCAUUUAGAUUUUUUACAUUUUUUUUAUUCAUGACUGUUACAUGCAUUUUCCCCAGAUUCUCAUUACAGUAAUGUGUUUGGAUAUUUUUCUAUAAUUUAUUUUUCUAAUUUUUUCUUCUUCUUUUUUUGUAGUUCUCCUUAUUUUCAGUAGUAAUUUUCAUUAGGUUCUCAUUGCCACAACACUGUAUUUUUA